AUUUUUUGGUCUGGUGAGAGAGAAGGGUAUAUUCUGGGUUUCGAUACUCUUUUGGUAACGAAAAAUCGUCACCAUUUAUAACUCUUUUCUGCUUAACUAUUGUGGCGUACUUUCUCUUCUUAUAUAUUCUUUGCUCAGUUUUGGGUUCGUUUCUCACCACGUCAUCGGGUAAGAUUUCUCUGUAGCCCGUGAACCAUACUGGGAUUUACCAAUGGUUGCUGCCAGUUGACAAUAUGGUAAAGAUGGUGGCUGCAAUGAUGUUGAUGUUGGUGGUAGAUUAGCAAAGGGACAAUUCCUUGUAUAAGUGGAUAUCUCUAGUUGAUGUUUUCAUUACUAUUUUACAUUACCAUGGAUCAGUGAGAAUCAACUGAUGGACUAAAGGUUCAGGGAUAUUUUUGUUAGAUGUUCCAGUGUAGUCUGGAGAUGAAAUAGUUUUUGAGAAUCCAGGUCUUGAUGUUAUCCGGUGGUGGAUUAAUGUAAUAUAACUGCUGAGCCAUUGGAGUCAUAUUUCUGAUCUAUGAUAUCAUAAUCAUAAUCAUAAUAAUAAUAUUGUUAAAGAUAGCUAAAGAUACUUGGAGUUCACAUUUCGUAAUAAUGGAAGUAGCUCUUUCCCCUCAAGUACAAAAGCCGAAUUUGCAGACAACAGGUCGCAAGAUUUCAUGUACUGGAUCUCAGAAGGAUCUGUGGCAUGUUGUUAGAGAAGGAUCUCUAAGCGAUGUAGAGCUGGCCUUGGCAUCAUUGAAGAAGAGUGGGGGCAAUAUCAAUUUGAGAAACACUUUUGGGCUGACUCCCCUUCAUAUUGCAACUUGGAGAAACCACAUUCCCAUUGUAGGGAGGCUUCUUGCUGCUGGUGCAGAUCCUGAUGCCCGAGAUGGAGAGUCAGGAUGGAGUAGCCUUCACAGGGCUCUGCAUUUUGGUUAUCUUGCCGCGGCAAGCAUUCUUCUUCAGCAUGGUGCCUCUAUUACACUGGAGGACUCUAAAUCUCGAAUACCUGUAGAUCUCUUAUCUGGCUCUGUAUUUCAGGUUCUUGGAGAUGAACACAGUUCAGUGGCUACUGAGGUUUUUAGUUGGGGCAGUGGUGCAAAUUAUCAGCUUGGAACUGGAAAUGCGCAUAUUCAGAAGUUACCAUGCAAAGUUGAUUCACUUGGUGGUUCAUUCAUAAAACUAAUUUCUGCUGGGAAAUUCCAUAGUGUGGCACUCACUGCUCGUGGAGAAGUGUAUACUUGGGGAUUUGGGAGGGGUGGCCGUCUAGGGCAUCCUGAUUUUGAUAUACACAGUGGCCAAGCUGCUGUCAUCACUCCCCGCCAGGUGACUUCUGGUCUGGGUUCCCGCAGAGUGAUGGCAAUUGCUGCAGCUAAGCAUCAUACGGUUAUUUCUACCCAGGGUGGGGAAGUGUUCACCUGGGGAUCCAAUAGAGAGGGACAGCUUGGAUACCCUUCCGUUGAUACACAACCCACACCUCGUAGAGUAUCUUCUUUGAGGUCAAGAAUUGUUGCUGUUGCUGCCGCAAACAAACACACUGCUGUAGUUUCUGAUUUGGGCGAAGUUUUUACUUGGGGUUGCAACAGGGAGGGUCAGCUUGGUUAUGGCACCUCAAACUCAGCAUCUAAUUACACCCCACAUGUGGUUGAAUCCUUGAAGGGGAAGACUUUGACCAGAGUUUCUGCUGCAAAAUAUCACACAAUUGUAUUAGGAUCUGACGGAGAGGUAUUUACCUGGGGUCAUCGACUUGUUACUCCAAAACGUGUAGUAGUUAGUAGAAACUUAAAGAAAAGUGGAAGCACUCCUUUAAAAUUUCACCGCAAGGAACGACUUAAUGUGGUUUCUAUAGCUGCUGGAAUGGUACACAGCAUGGCUCUUACAGAUGAUGGUGCAUUAUUUUAUUGGGUCUCUUCUGAUCCUGAUCUUAGAUGCCAACAGUUGUAUGCUAUGUGUGGAAGGAAUAUGGUGAGCAUAUCAGCUGGAAAGUACUGGACUGCAGCAGUUACAGCUACAGGUGAUGUUUACAUGUGGGAUGGGAAGAAAGGUAAGGAUAAGCCCCUUGUUGCAACUCGGUUGCAUGGUGUAAAGAAGGCUACAUCAGUUUCAGUUGGUGAAACACAUUUACUUAUUGUGGCUUCACUGUAUCAUCCUGUCUACCCUCCCAACAUGAUUGAGAAUUCUCAGAAAUCCAAGCUGAAUAACAAGGAUGAUGUGGAAGAGUUAAAUGAAGACAUUUUAUUUGAAGAUAUCGAUUCCAGUAACAUAAUAUCUAAUGUGCAAAAUGAUACUUUAAGCCAGAGAUCUAUACCCAGCUUAAAAAGCCUUUGUGAAAAAGUAGCUGCCGAGUGUCUAGUAGAGCCACGAAAUGCUGUACAACUGCUUGAGAUUGCUGAUUCUCUUGGAGCUGAUGAUUUGAAGAAAUAUUGUGAGGAGAUUGUCAUGCGCAACCUUGAUUUUAUAUUUGCAGUAUCAUCACAUACUGUAGCAAGUGCCUCACUAGAUAUUCUGGCUAACCUCGAGAGGUUGUUCGACCAGAGAUCAUCUGAGCCAUGGAGUCACCGUCGGCUCCCUACUCCAACUGCUACUUUCCCUGCCAUCAUCAACAGUGAAGAGGAUGAUAGUGAGAUAGAGUUUCAGAGGACUCGUGACAAACCCAUGAAAUUGGAGAAAGUCCUCAGGCUAGAUUCUUUUCUACAGCCAAAGGAUGAUCCUAAUAAAGAAAUCUCCAAAGUAGUCCGAGCUAUAAGGAAGAAGUUGCAGCAGAUUGAGAUGCUUGAAGAUAAGCAGUCUAAUGGGCAUCUUCUUGAUGACCAGCAGAUUGCAAAGCUUCAAUCUAAGUCAGCACUUGAGAGCUCACUUGCAGAGCUAGGUGUUCCUGUUGAGACAUCACGGUAUAAAGAAUCAUCUUCUAUGUUACCAGAAGGGAAAGGUAGUAAGAAGGGUAAACUAUCGAAAAAACAAAGGAGAAAGAGUGGCAAUUCAAACAUAGAGCAGACAGAAAUAGAAUCUGUUUACUCUAAAAGUGAAGCCAUUCCCAAAUCUGAGGACCUGUUGGACAUUGACAUCAUGGGGAUUCCUGAUUCAAAGGUGGAAGAGGAUGCCGUGUGUGAACAGAUCAGCGCAGAUGAGGGUGGAAAAGAUUUAGCUUUUGUUGUGCAGAAGAAAGAUGCUUUAGAGUUGUUGAAAGCCAAGGGUCCAUCACCAAAGGCUUCAAAGAAGAAGAGGAGCAAGAAGGGUGGGCUUUCUAUGUUUCUGAGCGGCGCUCUUGAUGAAGCCCCGAAGGAGGUGGCUCCCCCUCCACCAACACCAACACCAAAACACGAGGGUCCUGCAUGGGGUGGGGCGAAGUUCACGAAGGGUUCUGCUUCUCUUCGUGAAAUCCAGGAUGAACAAAGCAAAAUAAAGGUAAACAAACCGGCUGGGAGCAAAGAUAAGGUUGAAGAUCUUUCUGAUUUUGGCAGUGGGGGCAAAAUAAAGUUGAGUUCAUUUCUUCCUUCCAGCCCAAUACCUGUUACCUCGUCUCGAAGUUCCCAGGUAUCUGAUGGAGAAAUAAGCACCCCUCCUUGGGCUGCUUCCGGAACUCCUCCCCAACCUUCUCGGCCAUCGUUAAGGCACAUCCAAAUGCAACAGGGAAAGAAACAACAAAGCCUUUCGCACAGUCCAAAGACUACAACAGCUGGAUUUUCCAUCCCUACCUGUCAAGGCUCGCCGUCCGAAACAACCGGUGUGAGUCGCUGGUUCAAGCCUGAGGUGGAAACACCGUCCUCAAUUCGUUCUAUUCAAAUUGAGGAAAAGGCUAUGAAAGAUCUCAAGCGCUUCUAUAGCAGUGUCAAGAUUGUCAGAAAGCAAUCUUGAUGCCAUCUAAUAAUUUAUCUAAUAAAGUAGCAAGAGGGGCUCUUUCCUGUUCUCCUCUACCUUGAGCAUUACCAUUUUUUCUCAUCCUUUUUUCACUUUCCUUAUUAGUACAAUGACUGAAUUAAUCUGUACAGAUAGUUGCAGUGUACAUCCUUUCUUUCCAUAUCAAAAUUGUAGUUUUAGUUUCUUAGUAUCUGGGUCUUUUUCCAUUUUCUGUGUUUCCAAACUAUCACUGUACAUGACCCAAGAUUUAUUUUAUGUACUCAUUUUUAACCGUCUCAAGUUAGAGACUGGUCAAUAAUGAUCCUGAACCUGAUGUCUAGGACAGCCACGGUUACAGAUUUCCCUGACUCAAGUUGCUUCAAGGCUCAAGAAUGUCAGAAUAAGAGGGAACUUCUUUCCAAAUAAGGCCUUUGUAUGGUCCCAUACUUAGGGGUAUUGCAUCAAUCUUAGUAGACUCUAUCAACCUUUUAGCUUUGCAAGUCAAGUUCAUUUAUUUAUUUUAAACAAAGGUUUAUGCUCUUUUCCCUUGGUUUGGUUUAGCAGCAGACUUUAGGCCGCAGGAAAAGAUAGUGGGAUGAAGGGUUGUUGAAAAGGAAAAGAUUACCCAUAUUUUGUAUUAUUAUUGAAAGUUUGAAAUCAGGGUGA
Molecule: messenger RNA, 4485 nt
Organism: Glycine soja
Lineage: Eukaryota; Viridiplantae; Streptophyta; Magnoliopsida; Fabales; Fabaceae
Exons: 11
Coding region: 595-3837 (1080 amino acids)
Molecular function (GO): protein binding
Source: RefSeq, a predicted model, not a curated record